Cladophialophora yegresii CBS 114405 is the source of this 2295-nucleotide messenger RNA. RefSeq lists its product as uncharacterized. The coding region runs from base 1 to 2295 and encodes 764 amino acids. Gene Ontology annotation, biological process: mRNA cis splicing, via spliceosome. Gene Ontology annotation, cellular component: U2-type prespliceosome; U1 snRNP. NCBI's taxonomy places the organism in Eukaryota, Fungi, Ascomycota, Eurotiomycetes, Chaetothyriales, Herpotrichiellaceae. The transcript is spliced from 2 exons. Gene Ontology annotation, molecular function: protein binding; RNA binding. The record is from RefSeq and is a predicted model, not a curated record.
AUGAAUGGCCUGCCCCCAACGCCGGGCCCCUGGCGAGAGGCACGCGCUCCGGAUGGGCGCACCUACUUCUAUCACACGGUCACGAAAGAGACGCGAUGGACCAAACCUACCGAGCUCAUGACUCCGAUCGAGAAAGCCCUUGCAUCUCAGCCAUGGAAAGAACACAGCACUCCCGACGGCCGAAAAUACUACUCACAUUCAGAGACUAAGCAGACGACAUGGGAGAUGCCGCAACAGUAUCGAGAUGCCCUGAACUCGGUCCAACUCCCGCCCAAGCCCGUCCAGCAGGCGCCUGCCUUUGUCGCUGGAGGCAGCACUGCGCUUCAAUCAUAUCGCGAGCGGGACGACCACAUCCCCUUGGAAAGACCGCGUACCGAGAACGGGAUCACUGUACCACCUAUCACCAAAGAGGUCGUUCCUGACUACUCGAGCUUCGAAGAGGCAGAAGCUGCCUUCAUGAAGCUCCUGCGCCGAUCAAAUGUCCAGCCCGACUGGACUUGGGAACAGACUAUGCGUGCUACAAUCAAGGAUCCCCAAUACAGAGCGCUGAAAGACCCGAAGGACCGAAAAGCGGCAUUCGAGAAAUAUGCAGUCGAGGUUCGCCAACAAGAACGAGAGAAGGCCAAAGAAAGACUGGCUAAGCUACGCACAGAUUUCGGUAACAUGUUGAGGACACAUCCCGAGAUCAAGCAUUACAGCCGAUGGAAGACCAUCCGACCCAUUAUUGAGGGCGAGACGGUGUUCCGCUCGACAGACAACGAAGAUGAGCGUAAGCAACUUUUCGAAGAAUACAUUGUCGAGCUUAAGAAGCAGCACAUUGAGCAGGAAGCCGCUGCCCGCAGGUCAGCCCUGGAUGACUUGGCUGCAAUUCUCAACGCGCUCAAUCUCGAGCCUUACACGCGAUGGUCUCAAGCCCAGCAGAUUCUUCAUAACAACGAGCGGAUUCAGUCUGAUGAGAAAUUCAAGCUUCUGAGUAAGUCAGAUGUUUUGACGGCCUUUGAGAACCAUAUCAAAUCGCUCGAAAGAACCUUCAAUGAUGCACGUCAGCAGCAAAAGGCCACCAAGGCACGACGCGAGCGGCAGAACCGUGAUAGGUUCAUGGAACUACUGCAGAGCUUGCGCAGCCAAGGCAAAAUCACAGCCGGCACGAAGUGGAUGACCAUUUUGCCUGAGAUCGAGGAGGACCCGAGGUAUGUUGCAGUGCUGGGUCAGGCUGGAUCGACACCAUUGGACUUAUUCUGGGAUCUUGUGGAGGAAGAAGAGAGAGCUUUGAGGGGCAGACGGAAUGAUGUAUAUGAUGUUCUCGAGGACAAACGAUAUGAAGUGACACCUAGAACUUCUUUCGAUGAAUUCCUUGAUAUCAUGCUUACUGAUCGACGAACAGCCCCUAUCAAUCGCGACGUUCUCCAGCUCAUCUUCCAGCGACUGCAUGACAAGGUCGUUCGACGGAGCGAGGACGAGAAGCAUGCAGCAGAUCGCCAUCAGCGCAGAGCGGUGGAUGCACUUCGCUCACGCAUCAAGCAUCUUGAACCUCCGGUGCGUAUGACUGACUCCUGGGAGGAUGUUAAGCCACGAGUGGAGAAGACAGAUGAAUACCGUGCCGUCGAGGAUGAGGGUCUGAGAAAAUCUGCGUUUGAGAAGGUGAUCAAGCGACUCAAAGAGAAGGAGGAAGACGCUGAACGGGACCGAGAUCGAAAACAUUCGCGACGUACAGACGAUCGAGAUCAUCGCAACGGCCAUCGGGAAAGCAGGUACAGUCGACUCUCGAAGUCCCCGGAGCCCGAUGCCUACGAGGAAGACCGUCGCAGAGCUCAAGCUGCUCGUGAGAAGCAGUACCGCAAAGCCAGCGGGUUCAGCCCGCCACCGUCGGUUCGCGAUCAUAGAGACCGUGACGAGCGACAUGGCCGUCUUGUCCGCGAUCGCACUCCACCACCACGCCACCUAAGUGGCUACGACCGGGAGCGGCGUGAUCGCGAAGCCGACCGUGAACGCUUGUAUCGCACAAGGGCUGAGCCUCGUGGCAGUAGAGACGAGCUCAACUACGGCGAGGAGUCAAGGAGCGUGACUGGCAGCGAUCGCCGACGACGGCGGGAGGGUAGUGAGGACAGCGUCGAGAGCGGCCGCCGUAGUGCCAAACGAUAUCGUCGUGACAGGAGAUCACGCUCUCGUGAGAGGGGAAAGACUAAGACUCCGGAACCUUCCAGUAUGAAGAAAGAAAAGGAAAAUGUCCAGGAGUUGCCCGAACCAGCCGGAGUGCACUCCGGGUCGGAAGAAGGGGAGAUUGAGGAGGAUUGA